CUGACAGUUUGAUUAACCUGAAUUAUCGAAAUACGAUGGGAAAGACAAUGUAUACGUCAGUAACUGAAAAGAAACAAGUACUGAUGCUAUUUCUGCUCGAAAUUAUCCUAAUCGUGCUAAUAGGAACAUUUAUGACGUAUGGUCCAGAGGCGAACGCUAAUCUGCUAAAAAAUCGUACCGGCACCGCCGACAAAUCUGGGCAAAUAAAAAAAUCGCAAGAUAAUCCAUUACGAAUUUAUCCGAUGUAUCAAGAUGUCCAUGUGAUGAUUUGGAUUGGUUUUGGCUUUCUGAUGACAUUCCUCAAAAAGUACAGCCAAAGCGCUGUUGGUCUGACUUUCCUCGUAGGUGCAAUUCUCGUCCAGGUGGCUUUAAUCUGCGAUGGCCUAAUGAACAUACAGUUAGGCCAUAAGGCUUACCUCUCGUUAGAGAGUCUGCUUAGUGCAGACGUUGCUGUGGCUACACCGCUUAUCUCCAUGGGAGCAGUUUUAGGCAAAGUGACUUAUAUGCAACUGGUGUUCAUGGGAAUAGUGGAGUUGAUUAUGUUCACCAUUAAUAAAUACGUAGGCGAAGAAUUGUUUAUGGUCGUCGACGCUGGUGAUAGUAUGUUCGUUCAUGUGUUUGGUGCAUAUUUUGGAUUGGCAGUUAGCUUUGUAUUCGGAUUGAAGGAAAAACCAAAGGAACAUGAUUUGGAAGGAUCGACUUAUCAAUCAGACGUUUUCGCCAUGAUCGGUACUGUGUUUUUAUGGCUAUUUUGGCCGUCAUUCAAUAGCGCUGCGUUGACAGGAGAUGAUCAACAGAGAGCUAUAAUCAACACUCUGUUAUCAAUAUCUGCAAGCUGCGUGAUCACGUUUGCUGUGUCGGCAUUGGUUUCUAAGGAUAACAAAUUCAAUAUGGUACACGUACAGAAUUCGACCUUAGCUGGAGGUGUCGCGAUUGGCACAGCUGCAGGUAUGAUGUGUCAACCAGUAGGUGCUUUGAUCAUUGGUGCCAUAUCCGGUAUAAUUAGUGUGCUGGGAUACAAAUAUCUUACGCCAUUUAUACAGAAACAUUUUUAUAUCCAUGACACCUGCGGGGUACAUAAUUUACAUGGAAUGCCUGGCGUGAUAGCUGCAUUUUUUGGGGCACUUAUGGCAUGCUUAGCUACGGAAGCCACUUACGAUUACUCCCUAUACGAAAUUUUUCCUGCACGGGCACCGAGUUCAGAGUUAAAAAUUAGCGAGAUGCGCGACAAUUAUGGAAUAUCAACGGGAUACAAUAGAACGGCGUAUCAGCAAGCGGGAUAUCAAUUACUGGCACUAGCGAUUACCCUUGGGAUCUCCAUUGUUUCUGGAUUAAUAACAGGUUUACUUCUACGUACGAUGAUGUGCGGGUGGGUCACUGAACAGCAGAAAUUCGAUGAUGAGGUUGUUUGGGACAUGGAAGAGGAAUUUCAGCACGAAUUUGGAAAAAAUCGAAAUGAUAACAAUCGCCCUAAUGAUCACAUAGUUAUGGGCAAUAUUUAAUAUGUUGAUAUACUAUAAUAUCCAACAUAUAAAAUGCAAAGUAU
Molecule: messenger RNA, 1546 nt
Organism: Cyphomyrmex costatus
Lineage: Eukaryota; Metazoa; Arthropoda; Insecta; Hymenoptera; Formicidae
Gene: Rh50
Product: Rhesus blood group-associated glycoprotein Rh50
Exons: 11
Coding region: 36-1502 (488 amino acids)
Biological process (GO): ammonium homeostasis; ammonium transmembrane transport
Cellular component (GO): plasma membrane
Molecular function (GO): ammonium channel activity
Source: RefSeq, a predicted model, not a curated record